Molecule: messenger RNA, 4871 nt
Organism: Cygnus atratus (black swan)
Lineage: Eukaryota; Metazoa; Chordata; Aves; Anseriformes; Anatidae
Gene: SKIDA1
Product: SKI/DACH domain containing 1
Exons: 2
Coding region: 2490-4871 (793 amino acids)
Source: RefSeq, a predicted model, not a curated record
CACGAUGGCUCCUUUUUAACGGGAGCAGCUGUUUUCCCUCGCAACUUCGCUCGCAGCCCCCCGAGCACGGCUCGAUGCCUCCCUCCCGAAAGGCGCACGCUGCUCCAGCCAGCUGCAGCGCCGGCUGCCCCGGCGGCUGGCAUUAGCUGCGACGAGGCAUUGUUCCCCCGCUGCCUCUCGGGCGCGUUUAAAGGCUGAAAUAUCACGAGAUCCACCCAGUGAAGCCUUUGCUAAUUCGAGGGACGAAAUGUAAUUCGCUCUAGCUCCGGUUUCUCGGACGGGAAGGCUCUCCUUAGCUUCCCGAGGGGAGAAGUAGCCACCGCGGUUUCGUGCACACAUGGAUUAAGUUGAACAGCGGCGAUUUUUUACGUCUGCGCGGAGAGCAACAGUAGUCCAGGGCUGACUUUCCUAAAUCUCUGCCCUCCGAGUUAGAGGCUCCCUUCAAUAGACUUCCUCAAUUUCCGGAUGCACUCCUCGAAAUUCCCAGGUCUCUCUAAAAUUCCUGCGAAACUGGGGGCUCGCCUGCAUUUCGCCUUGGCAUGCGAGGCUGCCUUUUUGGCAGGGCGAUCGCGCUCUUUAUUUUAGCUCUACCUGACGGGGUAACGCGAACUCCCCGCACCAUGUUGCCAAUACACGGAGUGGAUAUUGACAUUCGGAAUUGAAGCCUUUUUUUUUUUUUUCCUCCUUCCCUCUCUUUUUUUUUUUUUUUUUUGCCAAGUCCCAGAAAUCUGAGAUGUCUCAUUAAUCUCACGGAUAUGUCUUAUUCUGGAUGUGCAGCGAUACAUGAAAGUGCUCGUGUUUGCAGCCAGUUGAGCGCUGGAUGCACGGCAGAGCUUGGUGGUUUUUUAUUUUUAUUUUUAUUUUGCAGCGCCUAACGUGCAAACCGCGAGCAUCAUUUCAGUGUGACAAGGAAGAGGCACGCAGCUAUCGCAACAUUUUUCGAAAUCAUCGUGGCUGACACUCGAAUAAUUUCACGUUCCUACGAAGAGGUUAAACCUUCGUGCUGCUUCUCCGAAUUGAUUUUAGGGGGCUGCUGUAAAUGGAACAUCAAAAAGCUGCGGCAGGGCUACCCCGAGCUGAAGAUGCAAACUGCAGAGCAGGAGCAUCCUAGCCCGUUGCAGUGCCGUACAUUGUGUGUGCCAGCACUUUUUUGUCAUUACGUAAAGCCUCUUGGAAGCACCUUGGAUAUUUCGCAUUCUCCUUUCUCUGCUGGAAGCAAUCAGCACGCAGGAAUCCUGACGUGGGCUCGGGGACUAUAGGGCAUUCCAGCUCGUGAUCCGGCGCGGUUAAUUGUGAAAAGUGUAUACAUUUCUGGCUUAUCUAUGCUUUGUUAUGGGUCUGACGUGAGCCCACGUCCUCCUCCUCCCCCCUCCCGCAACAUUACAGGCAGGAUUUCGGUUAAAAGUGGUACAGUGGCGCGGUGCGGGGACCCGCGAUAUCCAGGCAGCAAAAUAACCUUAGUCCCCGGCUGUAAAAAGCUAAUUAAGCAGAAGAGGAAAAUCAAGAGAAAGUCGAAAAUGUAAGUAUUCCCUCUCGUUAACAGCCGAGCCUUUAACUUCGGAGCUCCAGGAAGGGAAAUACCAGGCUGUUCUGCACGUUUUCGCUAAGCUUCGCUUUCCGCACAAUGCAGAAUAAAAUACCAGCUGAAAACGGUUACGUUACCGAAGAAUUUUCCACCGCCACGACCAGACUUAUGUCCUUUAAAACCACGGCGUGCACAAAAGAGCACCGUUCGGCCAAAAGAGCCUGAAAAUACACGAAACGACACGGGAAAAAGCGUGCAAAUCCUUCGUCUGGAGCUAGCGAGGAGGAAGUCUGAGAGGUCUGAGUGUAUUUGAGCUCAGAUUGUUUAAUAGAAAGAUUUAUAUACUAACUGUAUUAUUUACUUUGGGAGGGGAGGUGGCAGUAUAAGGGUAUGCUAAUUAGUGGGAGAUUUUUUGGGGGAAGGGGUGGAAUAUCAAUUUUUAUUGCAUCACCUGUCAGGAGUGUCCAAUCAGCGUUGGCUUUAGGGGAAUUAAUUGAUGAAGGUGUCUCCGGACGAGCUCACUUCACUCUGUCAUUUUAUUUGUAGCUAAAGCAGCGGCGGGAAUAGCAGCUGCAUUUCUUUUCUCUUCCUCCCUUCACAUUCCAUUAUCAUAGUUUCCAAUGGAAAAGCAGGGAAUGAAAGGGAACAGGUACUGAUCUUCAGCAGCAACUUAGAGAAACACUUUGGCAAACCUGAUUUUUAAGAUUAUACACCGAUUGUAGUCUCACGGGCUUUUUUUUUUUUUAAUUUAUUUUUUUUUCUUUUUUAAUUUCGUCUAAAGUUUGGCACUUCAUUCACCAGGAAUAACAGCCUUUGUUAUAUUUUAUUAGCAGGAUGCCUUGAGACAAAUACAGCAUCUGGCUGAGGAUUGUGUGUGUGUGGCUUUUUCUUUUUUUUUUUUUUUCCUUUUUUUUUUUCCUCUCUCUCUCUCUCUGCAAAUGCUGGGAAUAAUUUAAUUCACGAAAUGGGAGACCUGAAGUCGGGUUUUGAAGAGGUGGAUGGCGUGAGGCUCGGCUACCUCAUCAUUAAAGGAAAGCAAAUGUUUGCACUCUCCCAGGUUUUUACAGACCUGCUCAAAAACAUCCCGAGAACUACCGUGCACAAGCGAAUGGAUCAUUUAAAAGUCAAAAAGCAUCACUGCGACCUGGAGGAGUUGAGGAAACUCAAAGCCAUCAACUCCAUCGCCUUCCACGCCGCCAAAUGCACCCUGAUCUCCAGAGAGGACGUGGAAGCCCUGUACACAUCCUGCAAAACCGAGCGGGUCCUCAAGACGAAACGGAGGAAAAUCGGCCGGGCCCUGGCCUCCAGCGACCUCCGGCCGGAGCCCGCUCCCGCCGACCCCUUCUGCGGCUUCUGGAAGGAGAACAAACUUUGGCUGGGGCUCAGCGACCCCCCCCGGCCCCUGCUGCCGCUCCGGAGGAAAGCCUUGCGGCCGGGGGCCGCCGCCUCGCUGCCGGCCUCUCACCUACCUCACAUUUUUAGUAAAUACACUGGCCACAGCCACCCAGACCUCGCCCGGGCGCCUCGCAAACCCCCCGCUCACUAUGAAACGGCGCCGGCGGCGGGCGGCUCCCCGCGGCUGCCGCUGCCGCUGCCGCCCGGCUUCGGGCCCCCGCCGCCGGGGCCGCCGGGGCCGCCGCCUCCGGCCGCCGCCGGCUUCGCCGAGAGCGGCAGCAGCGACUCGGAGUCCAGCUGCUGCUCCGGCCGCGCCGCCCACGACUCGGACUGCGGCUCCAGCCUGUCGAGCUCGAGCGAGGGCAGCUCGGAGGAGGAGGACGAGGAGGAGGAGGAGGAGGACGAGGAGGGCAGCGGCGGCUCGGAGUCCAGCGAGGGCAGCUCGGAGGAGGAGGAGGAGGAGGAGGAGGAAGAGGAGGAGGAGGAGGAGGAGGAAGAGGAGGAGGAGGAGGAGGAGGAGGACAGCACCUCGGACUCCGACUCCAGCUCGGUCUCCAGCCAGGUCUCGGUGCAGAGCAUCCGCUUCAGGCGCACCAGCUUCUGCAACCCGCCCGGCGUGGUCCACGCCAACUUCUUGUACCAUCUGGCCGCCGCCGCCCCCCGGCCCCCGGCCCCGGCCCCGGCCCCGGCCCCGGCCCCGGCCCCGGCCCCGGCCCCGGCGGAGCCCGGCGGGCCGCCCGCCCUCCGCGCCGCUCCCGGCGGAGCCGAGCCCGAGCCGCCGGAGGAGUGGGGCCGCCCCGGCUGGGCUCCCGCCGGCCCGGCGCUGCUGUGCUGCUCCGGCGGCCUGGGGAGCUGCUUCGCGGAGAUAAGAGCUGAUAGGGUAUCUGAGCUCACAUUCCCACACUCUGAAUUUUCCAAUAAUGCCAAGAGUACUGACCUAACAAUUAACUGUGUUGCAAAGGGGGCCUCUUCACCUAGCCCAAAGACAAACAAUGCAUUUCCACAACAAAGAAUACUCAGAGAGGCAAGGAAAUGCCUUCAAGCAACUACUACACACUGUGCAGAUAACAAUACAAUAGCUGCUAGGUUCUUAAAUAAUGAUUCUUCAUCAGCGGCUGCAAAUUCAGAGAAAGAUUCCAAAAUCCCUCAUUGUAUUGAAUUUGCCACGGAUUUGCCCUCUUUACAAACUGAUCCUGAGGAGGAUGCUGCUUCUCCAGGGGCAGCAGCAGCUGAGCUCCAGUGCACUGAUACAGGCAAUAAGGCAUUGCCAUUCCUGCACAGCAUUAAAAUCAAAAUAGAGGACAGCAGUGCGAACGACGAGUAUGAGCCUGACCUUACAACACAUAAGCUAAAGUGUGAGUGCAAUGAUACUAAGGAUGAGUUUUACGGUGUGACUGAGAGUAAUAACCAGGACGCUUUAUUAACAGCCAAGGAAGAUUCUGCAUGCACUGAGAAAGAAACCACUUCCUUAAACCCGCUGACUCAGAGUCAGGUCCUCUCAUGCACUUUAGGUACUCCAAAACCUGAGGAUGGGGAGUAUAAAUUUGGAGCGAGGGUGAGAAAAAAUUACAGGACACUGGUUUUGGGAAAGCGACCUGUACUGCAGACUCCUCCAGUCAAACCAAAUUUGAAAUCAGCUCGAAGCCCACGUCCUACAGGUAAAAUUGAGACACAUGAAGGAACACUGGAUGAUUUUACAGUUAACAAUAGACGCAAAAGGGUAGCCAGCAAUGUAGCAUCAGCAGUGAAAAGGCCAUUUAAUUUCAUGGCAAAUUUUCCCUGUCCACCAUCACUAAUUAUUGGCAAUGACGGGGAUUUGUUGCCAGCUUAUUCCUUAAACACCACUAAGGAUUCCCAACCACCUCACAAGGCCCAUCCUGUAUGGAAAUGGCAGCUGGGCGGUUCUGCAAUACCUCUUCCACCUAGCCACAAAUUCAGGAAAUUUAAUUAA